AUCACUCAAUCAAAACCCACAGUCAAAGUGGAAAACAUGACAGUAUGUAACGCUAGCAUAUACACAAAAAAUAUUAAAUAGAGAAAAAGAAGCUUGCAUUAUUGAGAGAGAAUUCUAUUUUCCCUGCUCAGUCAUUUCAAUCCUUUUAAGAAAAAAAAAAAAUUCCUAAAAAUCCAAAAUUCUCCUUCGCAAAGAGAAAAAGAUAGGAAUAUAUAUUUCUUCUCAGGAAGAGGGAGAAAAUUUGGGUGUCUGUUGUUUGUUUUUCUUUGGGUUAUUGUCAAUGGUUGAAUUAUAGAAAUCGAAACAAAUAUUUCAAAUUUUACCCCUUUCGAGUUUAACAAGGAAGAGAGAACAAAAAUAGCUAACUCAAGAUGCGAUCUUCAAUUUGAUUUUGGGAGUGUGGUUGAAUCUAGGCCGUUUGGUUUUCAAUUUUCGUGAUUGAUUAUUAGACAGUGAAAUUACAGGCAGAAAGGCAAACCCAAAAAAAGAAAGAGAGAGAAAUGCACGGAGGCGAUGAGGUGGUCGCAGCUCUGGCAGGACCGCCACAACCGUUGGAUUGGAAAUUCUCUCAGGUUUUUGGUGAAAGAACCGCUGGAGAAGAAGUUCAAGAAGUUGAUAUUAUUUCUGCUAUUGAAUUUGAUAAAACUGGGGAUCAUCUUGCCACUGGUGACCGUGGGGGCCGUGUUGUUCUCUUUGAGAGGACAGAUACAAAGGAUCAUGGUGUAUCAAGAAGGGAUAUGGAGAGAAUGGAUUAUCUAAUUAGUCGGCACCCUGAGUUUCGUUACAAGACAGAGUUCCAGAGCCAUGAGCCUGAGUUUGACUACCUCAAGAGCUUGGAAAUAGAGGAAAAAAUCAACAAAAUCAGAUGGUGCCAAACAGCCAAUAGUGCCCUUUUUCUCCUUUCCACCAAUGAUAAAACCAUCAAGUUUUGGAAGGUACAAGAAAAGAAAGUCAAGAAAAUUUCUGACAUGAAUUUGGAUCCAUCAAAAGCUGUAGGAAAUGGCAGCAUUGCUAGUUCAAGUAAUUCAAGUAGCCCUAAACCAUGUCUUGCAAAUGGAAGCUCCCUUGACGGAUCCUACAACAAUUUGAGCCAUGAUUUCUCUUUCCCACCAGGAGGCCUUCCAUCGUUGCAUUUACCUGUGGUAACAAGUCAGGAGACCAACCUAGUGGCUAGAUGUCGACGGGUAUACGGCCAUGCUCAUGAUUAUCACAUCAAUUCUAUUUCAAAUAACAGUGAUGGAGAAACUUUUAUAUCAGCCGAUGAUCUACGUAUAAAUCUUUGGAACUUGGAAAUUAGCAAUCAAAGUUUCAAUAUUGUCGAUGUAAAGCCUGCAAACAUGGAGGAUCUAACCGAGGUUAUAACAUCAGCAGAGUUUCACCCUACCCACUGUAAUAUGCUAGCAUAUAGUAGUUCAAAGGGCUCAAUUCGCCUCAUUGAUUUGCGGCAAUCAGCUUUGUGUGAUUCUCAUGCCAAAUUGUUUGAAGAACCGGAGGCACCUGGUUCUAGAUCAUUUUUUACGGAGAUAAUUGCCUCAAUCUCAGACAUUAAAUUUGCAAAGGACGGAAGAUAUAUUCUUAGCCGUGAUUAUAUGACUCUUAAGUUGUGGGAUAUCAAUAUGGAUUCUGGUCCAGUUGCAACAUUCCAGGUUCAUGAAUAUUUACGACCUAAGCUUUGUGAUUUGUAUGAAAAUGAUUCGAUCUUUGACAAAUUUGAAUGUUGCCUAAGUGGUGAUGGAUUGCGAGUGGCAACAGGCUCCUACAGCAAUCUAUUCCGUGUAUUUGGUUGUGCCCCUGGAAGCACCGAGGCAACAACUUUGGAAGCUAGCAAAAAUCCAAUGAGGAGACAAGUUCAGACUCCCUCAAGGCCUUCCAGACCCCUGAGCAGUAUAACACGUGUUGUUAGAAGAGGAACAGAAACUCCCGGAGUGGAUGCGAAUGGAAAUUCUUUCGAUUUCACGACAAAGUUACUGCACCUAGCAUGGCACCCAACUGAAAACUCGAUUGCCUGUGCUGCUGCAAACAGCUUGUACAUGUACUAUGCAUAAAAAUGAUCCAAGUAGAAUGUAGUUGCUUGGUUAAAACUUUUUUCGGUUGUUGAUGGCGAAAGCUCCUUUCCCCUUCCCGCCAACCAGUGAGUUAAAGGCCAAAUUGAGUCUUGCACCCCGUGCCCCCUAAAAUCUGUAGCACAUGGUGUAGUCUCAAGAUCAAGAAGCGGCUGUCACAGAUCCAUGAGGAUGCAAACCUAUGAUUGCUCCCGGGUGUGCACAGUUAAUCCUGUUUCUCGUGUCUCAUCCAAAAAUUCGUUCAGUUUGUUCGCAAUUUUCUUCCUUUUUACCUCCUCCUCCCCUUGAUCUUCUUUUAAAAUAGAAGAUGGAGUAAUGUUUUUAGAUUUGUGUUGGGUUGAAGUUAGCAGCAAAUGUGAUUGUAGCUCUCCUACAAGUAAAAACUAAAGGAUGUUCUUCUAUAUUUGCCACUUAGGUUUAAGGUAAAUGUAGUUUUGUUUUUGUUUUUUUUUCUAUUUUUUUUGGUUUUACUCUAAAAUCAUGGUGGGAAGGAGCUGUUAAUACUCACGGUGCAAUUUUUUUAUUGAUUCUUUUCUCAUGUUUGGAACUUCAUCCUUUAGAUUUAGAUAAAUGUAUCAUUUUUGCUUCUCUUCUCAAUUGGUUCGAAGUAACCUUACAGCUUGACUGUGAAUCAAUGCAGGAUGUUAAGCUUUUUGUUCCGGAUGCGUCUAUGUAACAUGGGGCUUGGAUACUUCUAGAUUUUUAAUGAAAGUUUUCAUUUAUUAAAAAUCAAAA
Messenger RNA from Gossypium arboreum, 2798 nucleotides. Its product is annotated as serine/threonine protein phosphatase 2A 55 kDa regulatory subunit B beta isoform-like. Gene Ontology annotation, molecular function: protein phosphatase regulator activity; protein binding. Lineage: Eukaryota; Viridiplantae; Streptophyta; Magnoliopsida; Malvales; Malvaceae. Gene Ontology annotation, biological process: peptidyl-serine dephosphorylation. Gene Ontology annotation, cellular component: cytosol; protein phosphatase type 2A complex. The record is from RefSeq and is a predicted model, not a curated record. Bases 501 to 2045 code for a protein of 514 amino acids. The transcript is spliced from 14 exons.